Messenger RNA from Rotaria sp. Silwood2, 1131 nucleotides. The record is from the annotation of a GenBank genome assembly. Lineage: Eukaryota; Metazoa; Rotifera; Eurotatoria; Philodinida; Philodinidae.
AUGGCUGCACUUGAAAUUGAUGAUGUUUCUUCAGUAGAAGAAAGUGAAUCAUCAACAAAUGGAAUUACUCGUGUUACAAUUAAAUCAAGUACAGUUGAUAAAGGACCACCAACUGAUUUAAUUUUAUGUAAUUUACAUUAUCCAUCAUGCCUUCAACAACCAUUGGACAUCGAAUUUUAUGAUGGACAAACACUGACAUUCGGUGCUAAAGGGCCACAUAAAAUACAUCUAACCGGCUAUGUUCUACAACCAGAGCCACACGAAAUAUCUGAAGAAGAUCAUUUAACGAUUAGUAAAAAUAAAGAUAUUUUUGCAGCAGCGAAUGAUGAUUCAAGUAGUGACGAUGAUGAUGAUGAUGACGACGAUGACGAUGAUGAUGAUGAUGAUGAAAGCGAUGAUGCAGAAGAUUUUCAUUUAACUCGUCGUCAUCGAUUACGUGAUGAUGAAGAUCAAGAUUUAGAAGGUGAUUAUGAAGAUGGAUAUCUUGAAGGUGAAGAUGAAUUAAGUUCAGAAACAUCAUCAUCUGAUUCAGAUAAUGAUGUAAAACAAAAAAUUUCAGCAUCACCAGAUAAAAGAAAAAAACGUUCACGUACUGAAGAAAAUGGUUAUUCAAAUAAACAAGAACCAGAAAGAAAAAAAGUAAAAAAAAAUAAUAAAAUCAAACAAGAACCAACAAGUACAACAACAAUCACAGAUACUGAUGAAUCUAAAAAAGCUAAAAAAGCAGCAAAAAAAGCAGUAACAAAAGCAAGUACAUCAUUGAAUGAUACACAAACGAGUAGUACUAAUAUUGAAGAGAAAAAAAAGUCAAAUUCAUUAGAAAUUAAUGAUAUUCGAGUUGGUAAUGGGCCAGAAGCUAAACUUGGAAAAACUGCUGCUGUUUAUUAUACCGGACGACUUAAAAGUAAUAAUUCAGUAUUUGAUUCAUGUGUCAAAGGAAAACCAUUUCGAUUUCGACUUGGUGCUGGUGAAGUUAUUCGUGGUUGGGAUCAAGGUGUUAAAGGUAUGCAUGUUGGAGGUAAACGACGUUUAACAAUUCCACCAUCAUUAGCUUAUGGUAGUCAAAAAAUACCUGAUAUUCCAUCAAAUUCAACGCUUAUAUUUGACAUUGAACUUAAAAAUGUUUUUUAG